AUGUUGCAACAGAAAGAGAUAUCAAAGAUAUUAUAUAGGGGAUUAGAUGCAAUUGAUUCAAAUCAACCAAUAUCAAUCUCAUUAUUAUCUCAUAAUGGUAAUCCAUUAAUUACUUUAACGAAAGAUAAGGAAUCUGAUGAUGGUAAUAUAAAUUUUAAAAUUCUUUCAUUAUUGACUUUUCAAAUUUUUAAUAAUAAUCAGUCAGAAGAUCAACAAGAUUGGAAUAUUAUAAAUUUUAAGAAUCAUGAUAUAAAGUCUAUUAUUAAAAAAGUUGAGAAUUUGGAAUAUUUUGUUAUUUUAUUUUAUGAAUUUGAUAAUGAUGGUUUUGCCAAAUUAAAAAUUGAUCUGGUUGUAAAUGCAUUAAAUGAAGGUUUUAAAGGAUACAAAGCAGAUGAAACAUGA
Molecule: messenger RNA, 402 nt
Organism: Insectozyma verbasci
Lineage: Eukaryota; Fungi; Ascomycota; Pichiomycetes; Serinales; Debaryomycetaceae
Source: the annotation of a GenBank genome assembly